UUUGUCAAAGAACAUGCGACCCGCUACACUCAACUUGCGCACUUACCAUAUUUUGAUCUCGUCGAACAGAUUGUCAUCGAUCCAAUGCACAAUCUUUUCUUAGGUCUCGUCAAGACUCACUUUUACAACAUCUGGGUCCAAAACAAGAUACUUCGACCCAACCAUGAGCUUGCGAAGUUUCACGACAUGAUUGCUGAUUUCAUCAUCCCUAGCUCCUGUGGCAAGCUACCCACUGACAUUGGCAUGCCGUCUGGAGGUUCACUUACGGCGGACCAAUGGCUACUCCUCUCUACUGUAUAUGGGCCAAUUAUCAUUCCUCAACUCUGGAGCGCUUGCCUUCUGACUGAUGCCAGCGGCAAGGUUCUAAACCAGCACCUCGAUGUUAUUCAGAGGCUGGAAACACAGAAACAGGUAGCGGCAUCACAUAAGGCUGACAACAGGAAAUCUCUUGCCGAAGCGAAGAAACAAGGCAUGGAUGCCUACGCCCUUGAGAAAGCUCGAAUUGCCCAGGAAAAGCUCGCGCUGGCUGAAGCAAAGAAGACAGCCAAACUCAAGGCAGCUGCAGCCAAGGAAGCAGAGAAGCUCAGGUUAGCGACUGAAAAGAAAGCACGCGCUGCUCAAAAGGUAUCACUAUAUGGCUCAGCCACUAUAAAACCAAACCACCACUAUGCCACACAUGUUGCUGAUUGUGUUCGAAAUUUCGGGCCUCUUCACGACUUCUGGACCUUCCUUUUUGAACGUUUAAACAAGGUUCUGAAGUCUUUCAAGACUAAUAAUCAUGCAGAUGGCGAACUCGAGACAACUUUCUUUCACGAAUUCCAGAAGACAUGUCAAACAAGUCGCUUGGUAAGCUUUCGAGCAUAUUUUCCUAAAAAUUCUGACUGA
Messenger RNA from Suillus plorans, 885 nucleotides. RefSeq lists its product as uncharacterized. NCBI's taxonomy places the organism in Eukaryota, Fungi, Basidiomycota, Agaricomycetes, Boletales, Suillaceae. The transcript has 5 exons. The annotation marks the transcript as partial. The record is from RefSeq and is a predicted model, not a curated record.